Messenger RNA from Cornus florida, 1711 nucleotides. RefSeq names its product cytochrome P450 76T24-like. The record is from RefSeq and is a predicted model, not a curated record. Gene Ontology annotation, molecular function: heme binding; oxidoreductase activity, acting on paired donors, with incorporation or reduction of molecular oxygen; monooxygenase activity. The coding region runs from base 27 to 1523 and encodes 498 amino acids. The transcript is spliced from 2 exons. Lineage: Eukaryota; Viridiplantae; Streptophyta; Magnoliopsida; Cornales; Cornaceae.
GCAGCUAAAACUCAUGGCAGAGACAAAUGGACUACUUCACAUUUUCGCUUGUAUUGUCCUUUGUCUUGACAUGCAUUCAUGUCCUUCUUGUCACCAAAUCAAUUCGGCGGAGGUCUGGCACUGCCAGACUCCCACCGGGACCUUAUGCUUUUCCGGUGAUCGGAAACAUCUUAGCACUUGGCAAAAAACCCCAUGAGUCAAUAGCCACCCUUUCCAAAAGAUAUGGUCCUAUUAUGUGUCUCAAGCUAGGGAGCAUAACAACAGUAGUUGCAUCAUCCCCCAAAAUUACCAAAGAAGUGCUGCAAAAACAUGACCUGACCUUCUCUAGCCGGGCAAUCCCGGACGCCGCCAACACGCUCGACCACUCAACGGUCUCCAUAUUGUGGUCACCGGCAUCAACCCGGUGGCGAAAACUCCGAAAGAUAUGCAAAGAGUACCUGUUUUCAACCCAAAUCCUAGACGCUAGACAAUUCCUUCGCAGGAAAAAGGUACAAGAACUACUCAACUACGUGCAUGAAAGCUGCAUUAGGGGUCAGGCUGUGGAUAUUGGCCGAGCUGCCUUUACCACAUCCCUUAAUCUGCUAUCAAACACUUUCUUCUCUACUGAUUUGGCUCAAUAUCAAUCUAACUCGUCUCAAGAAUUCAAGGACAUUGUCUGGGCUGUGAUGGAAUUAGCUGGAAAGCCUAAUAUUGCAGACUAUUUCCCUCUACUUAAAUUGAUCGACCCACAAAGUGUUCGGCGACAGAUGAAAUUUUAUUUUGAGAAGUUGCUAGAGGUGUUUGAAGGAAUUAUCAACCAGAGGUUACAAUCAAGAGCUUCUUCUGUGUUGGGCAAUGAUGUAUUGGAUACCCUCCUCAAUCUCACCAAAGAUAACGAUACUGAGUUGAGCUGCAAUGACAUAAAGCAUUUGCUUCUGGACUUAUGUAUUGCAGGGACCGAUACAACAUCAGCCGUAUUAGAAUGGGCAAUGGCAGAGCUAAUGAAAAGGCCUGAAGCAAUGGCAAAAGCUAGAAAUGAGCUCGAAGAAGUCAUUGGCGGGGACGGACUAGUUCAAGAAUCAGACAUCCCACGGCUCCCUUACUUGCAAGCAGUAGUAAAAGAGACCUUCCGGUUGCACCCAGCUGCCCCGUUUCUAGUUCCCCACAAGGCCGAAGCUGAUGUAGAAAUAUGUGGCUUCACUGUGCCCAAAAAUGCACAAAUCCUUGUUAAUGUUUGGGCUAUGGGGCGCGAUCCAAGCAUAUGGUCAAACCCAAGUUCAUUUUUGCCGGAAAGGUUCUUAGAGCCCAAAACGGAGUUGAGAGGCCAAGAGUUUGAGUUCAUUCCCUUUGGUGCAGGGCGAAGGGUGUGCCCCGGAAUGCCAUUGGCCUCUAGGAUGGUGCACCUCAUGUUGGCCUCUCUUUUGCACUCUUUCCAUUGGAAGCUUGAAGAAGGGAUGAAACCAGAGGACAUUGACAUGAAUGACAAGUUCGGGCUUGCAUUGCAGAAAGCCAUGCCUCUCAAGGCUAUUGCAAUUAAGCUGUGAUUGUCAUUUCUCAUUUCGAUCUGUACCCUUGGAAUUUUUCAAGACACUAUAGAUCCGUGUUAUGUUAUGGUGGAGUAAGGCGAGUGUUCGUUGCACUUCAGCUGUUAACUAAAUGGCCUUUUAUGUUUUUUAUUUGUUCUCCAAAAAUAAUCUAAAUAAAUAUAUCUUUAUCUUGGACUUUUCAUCAA